GGCAGCAGCCGCUGCCUCGCAUACGUAUGCGACCCUGCCAGAGGAACUAAGCUCCACACCUGAGAGUUCAACUGCAUUCUUCCACCUCUUCAACCAACUCAACACAAUGGAUCUCGAAGACGGGGGAUCCUCGCCAUGGGGCGAUGUCCCAACCCAAUCCCAGACAGGUGCCAAUAAGCCCAAGACUGGUGAAGACGAUUCAUUCAACGCGGGGCAAUCAGACGCUCAAUCUAAGACUGCGGCCGCGCAAUUAUCCGAAUCAUCCGCAACCUCAAACGUGAAGUCGCCCGGCCGAUCAAGAGGCCCCAUCCGCCGUGUUGCUGCGCAAACCACUCGUCUCGAACCCCUUGACGACUCACUGGGGCCUUUGGGACCGUUAGGACCACUGGGCGACAAUGGAGUGCAGGCUACAUCUCCUUCGGAGCAGCCUCCGGCACCGCCUAUGAAGGAGCAGGCAGUUACCCUCAACACAAGGCAGCCAGACACUGCACAGAGGGUUCGAGAUGUCAUGGAUCCGAACUACGAUGACGAGGCGCAAUCUUCUCGAAAGGCUAGGAUACCACCGCCAGUCCAACCCGCCCAGCCAGGCUCUGCGCGUCGCGAUUUCCAGCCGAGUGUGAGCAUUGAACAGGCAGCAAAACCGACAUUCGAUAUUACGGUCGGCGAUCCCCACAAAGUUGGAGACCUCACAAGCUCUCAUAUUGUAUAUCAAGUUCGGACUAAGACUACUUCUAUAGGCUACAGGCAACCGGAAUUCUCGGUGACUCGUAGAUAUAAGGACUUCUUAUGGCUGUACAAUACUCUGCAUACAAAUAACCCCGGAGUGGUCGUUCCUCCACCACCUGAGAAGCAAGCUAUGGGAAGGUUUGAUACAAAUUUCGUGGAAUCAAGGCGCAUGGCAUUGGAGAAAAUGCUCAACAAGACCGCGGCCCACCCGACGCUACAACAUGACGGUGAUCUGAAGAUAUUCCUAGAGAGCGAGGCAUUCAGUAUGGAUGUUAAGCACAAGGAGCGUAAGGAGCCAGUGUUGGGAGAGAGCAAGGGUAUGUUCGCUGGACUGGGACUAUCAGUGGGCAGUGGAAGCAAAUUCGUGGAACAAGACGAUUGGUUCCAUGACAGAAAGGUGUAUCUCGAUGCUCUUGAAAACCAACUGAAGGCUCUCCUGAAAUCAAUGGACACAGUGGUAGACCAGCGGAAGGGGUUGGCAGAAGCGGCGGGUGAUUUCUCUGGAUCGUUGCAUGCCCUUUCCGCUGUUGAACUGUCACCCACUCUGUCAGGCCCGUUAGCUGGAUUGUCCGCCCUCCAGAUCCGUAUCAAAGAACUCUAUGAACGACAGGCACAGCACGACGUGUUGACCCUUGGCAUCACCAUUGAUGAAUACAUUCGCUUGAUUGGGAGUAUCAAGACAGCGUUUGAACAGAGACAGAAGGCAUUUCAUUCAUGGCAAUCUGCAGACAUGGAAAUGCAGAAGCGCAAGGCAACACAGGACAAGCUUCUACGCCAAGGCAAGACUCAACAAGACCGUUUAGUCCAGUUAAAUGCAGAUGUUGCAGAUGGAGAAAGAAAGGUGCACCAGGCACGUUUGCUAUUCGAAGACAUGGGACGACUGUUAAGAACUGAGCUGGAGAGGUUUGAGCGGGAGAAGGUGGAGGAUUUCAAGAGUGGCGUGGAGACAUUCCUGGAGAGCGCUGUCGAGGCCCAGAAAGAGCUCAUCGAGCUAUGGGAAACAUUCUUAGUUCAACUGGAUGCUGAGGACGGCGAACAACCCUACUACAAGCCACCAGCGGUCCCUCUACGCUCAGAGUCGCUUUCAGGGGAAACCCAGAAUGACUCGGUGUCAGAAACGGCUCAUGAGGACGAAGAAUAAUUUGCAAGAGGGCACUAGCAUCCAUUUCUGCUAUAACAAGGUUGAAACAACCUUGCGAACUUCAUCAUUCUGCAGUCCCCAAAAUGUAUAGUGUACAAAGAUAAUACCACAUCCCAACGCCUUCAAAUGUCACCCCCUUCUGUCUUCCACCCUUGAAUUUGUACAUGGCUCCCCGAGACCUUAGUCCCAUCUCUCCCAAUGAUCAUACACUGCUCGAAAACACAGGUAGUCCGAAGUAACCGCCCGACAUAUGGAUAUCCCCUUAGUACUUGUUCCCCUUCGCAGUAUGUCCCUUCAUCUGAUCCGGCGUAACCUGCACCCCCUUAAACCCACUAAUCAAAUCCAUCAUCGUAUCCUCCUGCUCCCCCUCCGCGCUCUCCUCACCACCCUCAACAUCCCAUCCGCGCCCGAAGCGCUCUCGGAAGGCCCUCAGGCGUCCCGCCUCAUCCUCCUCCACGUUCCGCAGACUCGCCAUGCUCGGCUGCCAUAACGGGUGGUUCCGCGUAUCCUUCGUAGACUUGUAUAUCGCCGCCGGCGACGUCGUGCGCUGCGUGUAUGUCGACCCGUCCGAGAGGGUGAUGAGUUGCGUGAAGGUGUACGGGCGGUGCGGGCGCUUCUGCAGAGAGGCGUGGCGGACUUGGUUGCUGGCGCAUGUCGAGGAGAUGGGAGAGAGAGACGCGCGCCGUAAGGCGUGGGAUGGGAGGGAAGCCAUUGCGUUGUUGGGUUUCCGUGGAUCGUUGGCCUGGUCGUGG
This is a messenger RNA of Pseudogymnoascus destructans, 2619 nucleotides long. It is a transcript of the gene VPS5, whose product is annotated as vacuolar sorting protein. The transcript is spliced from 6 exons. NCBI's taxonomy places the organism in Eukaryota, Fungi, Ascomycota, Leotiomycetes, Thelebolales, Thelebolaceae. Gene Ontology annotation, biological process: protein retention in Golgi apparatus; retrograde transport, endosome to Golgi. The record is from RefSeq and is a predicted model, not a curated record. Gene Ontology annotation, molecular function: phosphatidylinositol binding. Gene Ontology annotation, cellular component: endosome. The coding region runs from base 107 to 1867 and encodes 586 amino acids.